CCCUAAACGAGGGUUCAGGGGAUAUCUACCGCCAUCACCAUUAAACACCACUUCUUCUCGAUCUCCCACACUAACACCACCAUUACCUUGAUCUUCUUCAUCUAAAAGGUUAAAGUUCACUCAACCAAUGGAUGAAUCAUGUGAAAUGCCUGAGGCACAAAAAUGUGCAGGUGGAAAGUCAAUUGGGGCUUCACCUAAAGUACCCAAAACAGGCUUAAAGGUGGGAUUACAUGAAGAUAUUGCUCUAUCAGCACCUCUUGAUCUUGUUAAGGUUUCUAUUUCAGGUGCAAUGCCGGUUAUGCCACCUCCAGCUACAAGUGAGGCACAAAUGAGUGCAGCCAGAGAGACAAUUGAGGCUUCGCCUGAAGUACCCAUAAAAGGUUUAAAGGAGGACUUACUCGAAGAUAUGGCUACGGCAACACCUCUUGAUCUUGUUACAGGCACCACAAUACUCAGUGGAGAUUAUGACUUUGGGAUCCUUGUAGGUGGUGACAGCUUAGCAACUAUGCCUGAUGGAACAAUAGAUAAAGAGCAGGUUCAAAAGGUUUUUCACUUGGGUGGUGAUCCACGAAGUUAUAUGUUAUACGGUGCAAGUGGAACCUCGUGGUAUUGCACGCGCGUCUGCGAGUAUUUGAUCACUCAGAUUGCAAAUAAACAUAGGAAGGGGAGAGUUUUAACGUCAAAAGAGGGUGCAAAAUAUGCGAAGAGGUUUCUUAACAUCCCAGUAGAGAUAUUGGAGAAGUAUGUACCAGGAGAUUUGGAGUUUGAUGCAAUGACUUGUGGGGUAACACUUGGUAUGUUUGAGCCGGAGAAGAAACCGAAGUCGAUGAAGAAACAUAAGUCAAAGAAGAGAACACAUGAAGAGGUUGAAGGUGAAGAAGGUCAGCAAGCCAAGAAGAAACGAAAGUCAAAGAAACAUAAGUCAAAGAAGAGAACACAUGAAGAGGUCGAAGGAGAAGAAGGUCAGCAAGCCAAGUUUGAUCCUGGACAAUAUUUUACGUCUACAGAAUUUAUCACCACAAGAAGAGCAGGAUUGUAUUUUAUAGGCAAGGACGAAGAAAUCACCAAAGUUGAAAAAUUUAAGGUUGAUGGCCAUGAAGAUGGCAAGGCUGAGAGUUAUCUCGCAGAUAAUUAUAAUCGUACUCAUGCUCUGGAAACGGCUGUUAUGCAUAUGGAAGAAGCUAUGGUUGAGGGUUGCGAGUCUGGAAAUAGUGGAGGCCUUAUUACGAUUGAUUGGAUUGACCACAACAAUACAAUCACGAAUGUCUGCAAGAAAGAUAUAGAACAAUUACGUCAAGAAAAGCUUCAACGCGAAAAAGCAUUUUACGAUGCUAAUAGUAAAAGAGAAAUAAUACCCGUUGAAGCGACGUACGACAUGUGGGGCUAGGCACAUGUUAUAGAGAUCCAGGGAGUUGAUGAUUGUUGAAGACAAUUGGAAGAGACAAAGUUGGUGGAUGAAUCUGGACUCUCACUAUUACCCUGUCAGAAAUACGUUGUUUUGGUCAGUCAGCAUUAGGUGAUCUUGGUCGUAUCUGUCUUACGUUGUAGUAUACAAUCUAGAUUAUUUUGUCCUCUGCAAUUGUGGUUCUUCUAUUAGGACCGAUUAUGAACUUCUCUAUAUCUUGACUGGAAAGUUUUAAACUUGUGUUAUGCUCAUGGUGACUCUUGUUAAUGGACAAAUUUUGUCUAUGGCUAAUUGUUUGGUAUAUUGACCGAUUGUGGUG
This is a messenger RNA of Papaver somniferum (opium poppy), 1724 nucleotides long. RefSeq lists its product as uncharacterized. Lineage: Eukaryota; Viridiplantae; Streptophyta; Magnoliopsida; Ranunculales; Papaveraceae. Bases 128 to 1387 code for a protein of 419 amino acids. The transcript is spliced from 8 exons. The record is from RefSeq and is a predicted model, not a curated record.